AUGUUUUCCUGGAAAACAUUCAGGGUUGGCAGUUUCACCUCUUCCUCAGCGGAGAAGUCUGGAAGCAAAGAUGGAGGCAGAGCGGAGCGAGAAAUCGAAGCUGACGACGUCGGCUCACAACAAGUCUACUGGAUUGUGAAUUCACCAUGCACCUUCAACAACAAUAGGCGAGAGAAGCUGACACCAUUCCCCACUGAUACCCCCCCUCCCGAGCAACCCUCACCCCCACCGCACACCAGCCCUCCAAGCUGCACCCCCCUAUCGCACCCAGCCUUCACCCCACGCAAAUCCCCUCAACUGUCACCCCCACCGUCCCUCCUCCUUGCCCCGAUGCCCCCUCUUCCACACUGUUCUACACCCUAUAAUGACCCUGCCAUCGACAAAUACCCCAACCCCACCUCACCCCUCUCCAUUCCUCACAUCGUCCCUAUUGCCAUCCUGAAGUUGAUGCUUAUGCUGAUGUUUGAAUCCUGGAGACUAGCGAGGGCCUAUGGAGUGAAGGCUGGGCCUGCAGAGGCAGCUGAAAGUCAAGUGGCUACGGGGAGCCUGGAGAAGGAGGUGGGCUUGGUGAACGAGGCGGGCCUGCAGAACAAGGUGAGCCUGGGGAGCGAGGCAGAGGAGGGAGGAGGGCCUGCAGGAGGCGGUGGGAGGCGGGCAGGAGAGCAGGAGGAGGUGGUGGGAGGUGGGCAGGAGAACACAGGACUGCCGCUGUUGCCUCUGAGUUUGUCCUCUCAGUCAGCAGAGCCUGAGGAUGAGGGGGAGCUGCUGAUAGUGAAGGUGGAGGGAGCGGUUGAUACCGGAACCACCAACCACGACGCCUGCAUCAACAGCAGAGGAGAUUCAGACACCGGCACACGGCUCCCCGCCACCUCGAAGGAUGCCAGCGACAGACGGCCAGCCAGACGCCGCAGCGGAAUGGAGGUCAGUGGAUCCGACGUCAUCACCUUUGUUGUCGGCAGGACAGAUGAAACUGACAGCAUCAAUGACAAUACCCACAGUUCCCGGCCGGAGCUAACAGGAAGUGAUGUCAGAGCAGGGGACAGUGAGUCGCUGAACUUGGAAGCUGACAUGACGCCACACAGGAACACCUUGCCACCUUUCUGUGGUGAUGUAAUGGACAGUGGGAAAGAUAAUGAGGCCGCGUUAGACACCUCCAAGUCCUCCCUGUCAGAGGUGAUAGUCAUUGAUGUAGAAAAGGAGGUGGGGGAGUGUGAGUGGUCAGAUAUAGACCAGAUAAAGAGAGUAGCAGGCAGCGAGAGAGAUAGACAUAAAAACACUACAUCACCCAUUAUUCAGUGUCCUGGGUUGGAAUCAGCAGGACCCAGGUCAGUGCAGGGGAAGUCCUCUCUGCAGGUAGGGUCUGUUCCCCUUCGUGACACCCCAGGAACGUCUAGCGGUGGAACAAUCUCCAGUAUCAACUCCUCCAGUGACACACGCAGCGUGGCUCUGCACCGCCCCGCGAGCAACCAAAAACCCUCCUCCAGCAGCUUCCACCUGGCUUUUUACCACGCUGUUACCAUGGAGCGGCCGUACGGCUGCACCAGCUGCACCAAACGCUUCUUCCUGGAGUCCGACCUGCAGAAGCACAUGGCCAGGCACACCAGGGAGAAGCCCUACACCUGCCUGCUGUGCGGCAAGAGCUUUGUAUGCCAGAGCCAGCUGGACAUCCACCGCAACGUGCACACCGGAGAGAGGCCCUUCAGCUGCUCUGUGUGCAACAGACGCUUUUCCCAUCCCAGCAACCUCAAGAGGCACCAGAAGAUCCAGCACGGAACACAAAGACCAGACCUCCCACAACACUGCUGCACCAGUGUUUUACACCCUGAAGAGGACUAGACGAGGCUUUUUUACAGUACUAACCACUUCACUUUUUAACCAUCUGACUUAGUUUUUAAGGCUUUUAAGAGCACUCAAUUUUUUAUUAUGGAAGGACAUUAGUGCCAAUAGCAUCGUAGAGAUAUUGUGUUUAGAUGACAUUAAAAUGCAUGCAAACAUUUGGAGUUUGGUCGUGUUAACGGUGUAAAAUGAAAUGACAUUUUACGUGUUAAGGCAACAAAUACGUACAUGUUAAAUCAUUUUGGCAUGUUCAUACGCAAAUACCUGUCACAGCCAAAGCAUUGUUCAGUUCUUUUCCAAGAGGUGUGUUAGAAAGGAAGUCUGAAGCACAGAUAGUUUUGGCUAUUGCUUUUUCCAGCUGAAUAGUUCGUGUAGCACACAAACCAAAAUAUUACGCUAAGCUAUGGCUCAACAUGAGUGCCUGGAGUUAACUUUGCCAUAAUGAUGCACUGUUUAUUGCAUUCAUUUUCAAUACCUCUUCUAAAUCUUUGUCUGCUUGUGAUGUCGCCAGUCCUACCACUAGGCGUCUCUAUGCACAUUCACAUGUUUAUGCCAUCAAUGAAUAAAGAUGAGUAACCAAUACGGUUGUAAUUCCACACAAAAUACUGCAGCGGCAUCACCAACCAACAUCACCAGCUUUCUUCUGCUUCUGAAUCCCGUAAUAACGUGACCAAACUCUACAUUACCACGCAAUUUAAUGUUGUCUUAACAGAAAUGCUUUAUUUAAGACAUUAUUUAUGCAUAUGGUAUUUUAUAUUUUAUUGGAAACAGGACGAGAUGGAAGUAAUGCAGUGAUGAAGCUGUGAUGUUGCAUUAACUCUGUCCUUUGACUUGUCUGAGUGCUUUUCCAGUUUGUCUCAUCAUCCAAUCUGAAUCUAGUGCAGGGAUGGCAGACUGCCACUAGCAACGAAAAUUACUAUACAGAAAGGACGCAGAAAAAGCCAGCUAGUGACCACCUGGUUAUCUGGAUCUCCAUGAUUUGACACACUGACAUCAUCUCUAUGGACAAAGAAAAUACAAUCAGACCAUGAUACACUGUGAAUGAGCUCAUUUUAAGCUAAUGAGAAGAUUGUUCUCAUGUCAGAUCUGAGACAUCUGUAUAAUAAUGCAGUAACGAGGAAACGAGAAAAAAAAAACCACAGCAAUGAUUAUUAUCAGACCAGCUGUCACCCUCCUUUUUAUUUCCGGCUUUCAUUUAUGCCAGCUGCAUUUAACAACACUUUAGAGCAUGUGAGCAAAUAGGAAUCUAACAAGAGUCCCAACUUGACAUCUCAUCAUUCUGUCUGUGUCUGUGUGUCAGAUCUUCUAUAAUAUCAGAAAUGAUGAAAGGUAUAUUCACUGUGAGAAGAAGGACGAGCAUCUCUCACACACAAUGUGUCAUUAAUUAAAGCAUUAAAGGUCCAGUGUGUAAGAUUGAGGAGGAUCUAUUGGCAGAAAU
Messenger RNA from Morone saxatilis (striped sea-bass), 3274 nucleotides. Its product is annotated as gastrula zinc finger protein 5-1-like. Gene Ontology annotation, biological process: regulation of transcription by RNA polymerase II. The transcript has 6 exons. Gene Ontology annotation, molecular function: DNA-binding transcription factor activity, RNA polymerase II-specific; RNA polymerase II cis-regulatory region sequence-specific DNA binding. The record is from RefSeq and is a predicted model, not a curated record. The coding region runs from base 1 to 1836 and encodes 611 amino acids. NCBI's taxonomy places the organism in Eukaryota, Metazoa, Chordata, Actinopteri, Moronidae.